Humulus lupulus (European hop) is the source of this 1241-nucleotide messenger RNA. RefSeq lists its product as uncharacterized. The transcript is spliced from 6 exons. Gene Ontology annotation, molecular function: nitronate monooxygenase activity. NCBI's taxonomy places the organism in Eukaryota, Viridiplantae, Streptophyta, Magnoliopsida, Rosales, Cannabaceae. The coding region runs from base 139 to 1137 and encodes 332 amino acids. The record is from RefSeq and is a predicted model, not a curated record.
UCCAAAACACACAACAAAACAAACACGUCAUCUCAUCAACUAUAUAUUACAUAUAUCAAUAUACACACACUACAGUAACACAUAUUAUAUAAUAUAGUUUGGCACUGAAAACCCUUUUGAGAAAUACAGAGGAAGAAUAUGGGUUGGAAAGGAGUUCUGGGUUUUGAUUAUGGAAUAGUUCAAGCACCAUUGGGACCUGAUAUUUCUGGUCCUGAGCUAGUUGCUGCUGUUGCUAAUGCUGGUGGACUUGGUUUCCUUAGAGCUCCUGACUGGGAAGACCCAGAUUACUUGAGGGAACUAAUAAGAAAGACUCGAACUUUAACUGACAAACCAUUUGGAGUUGGUGUUGUUCUGGCUUUUCCUCACGAAGAGAAUAUUAAAGCAAUUUUGGAGGAAAAAGUAGCAGUUUUGCAGGUUUACUGGGGUGAAUGUUCAGAGGAACUUGUACUUAAAGCACACAGGGCAGGGGUGAAGAUUGUUCCUCAAAUUGGGAGGCUUGAGGAAGCAAACAAAGUAAUAAAUUUGGGUGUGGAUGCAAUUAUUGUUCAAGGACGUGAAGCUGGUGGACAUGUCAUCGGUCAGGAUGCUCUUUUCCCAUUGUUGCCAAGGGUAGUUGAUCUUGUCGGAGACAAAGAGAUCCCUGUUAUUGCUGCUGGAGGCAUUGUCGAUGCUCGCGGUUAUGUUGCUGCUUUGGCCCUUGGAGCUCUGGGCGUCUGUUUAGGCACAAGAUUUCUUGCAACUGAAGAAAGUAAUGCUCAUCCCAUUUACAAGAAGAAGUUGAUCGAAUUCGAUAGGACUGAGUAUACUGAUAUAUUUGGGAGGGCAAGGUGGCCUAAUGCUCCGCAACGUGUUCUUGAAACACCUUUCUUCAAUGAAUGGAAAUCUAUUCUUCCUCGUGAAAAUGAAGCAAACCAACCUGUUAUAGGUAGAUCAAUAAUACAUGGCAAGGAGAGAGAGAUUCGCCGACUUGCAGGUACUGUUCCAAAUUUGACAGCAACUGGUGACAUAGAAAGCAUGGCCAUGUAUGCUGGCCAAGGUGUAGGUCUUAUUAAGGAGAUUUUACCAGCUGGUGAAGUUGUUAAGAGAAUAGUUGAAGAUGCCAAGGUUUUGAUCAAGCACAAUUUCAGUGAGAUAUAAAUUUGUGUAACAAAAAAGUUUCCCAAAUGAGGGUACUAAUGAUGAUAAGCAUAGGUUGUCUUAAUAAAAAAUUGCUGCAACUGAAUAAAGCUGAUUUUAGAAAA